AGGACGCUUUCAUCAAUAAAGAAGAACAGGAUCGCUCGUCGGUAACAAAUAGUUAUUGGCAAAUAAUAACAAUGAAAUCUAACAUCUCCUACAGAACAUUAUUGAAACUGCCGGUAAUUUAGAAUCGUCAACGGAAAAUGUCGUUGUAUGAAACAUCUGUGUUAAUUUUAAGCCCGUGACUUUGGUGACCUCAAGUUGAGCAUAUAAAACCGGAUGUAACAUAAAAUAUAUUUUUAAUUAUCCAAGCAAACGUACGAAAUUUUUAAAUAAAUACAAUUUAUAGAUUGAUCUUCACCAGUUAAUUACUGUAGGCUAGCAGAUGAAUUAACACAUUUUUAAAUAUUACAGUUACUUCAUGAUUUAUAUUUUUUGGUGUAAAUAUAAAUGCACAUUAUUGAAAUUGUUUUAUAAUCUCAUUUUUACGUAUUUUGUUAUCUUUGUCAAAAUCAUAUAUCAUGUUAUUAUUACAAUAAUAAACACAAAAGUUCGAGUUAGUGUAUGAUCAAAGUUUACGUUAGACAAUUGUACAGUUUGGCAAUAAUUUUGACAUGAGUUGCGCUCUAUUUAAAUAGUACGCAAUAAACACCGAAAGAAGUUUUAUUAAUGAAUUAAAAUAUUUACAAAAUGAGUAUAGUUUGUGCUGCAAGAAAUUGUAAAUACUCGUUAAAUGCUGAAGAUUCGUCACAUGUAAUUUUUAUUAAUUUUCCGAACAGCGAUACGUCUAAAGUAUGGGCUCACCAUUGUGGCAGAACAGACCUUAUAACAAAAUCUAAUGAAGAAUUACAUUUAAAUUAUUAUAUAUGUUCUCAUCAUAUUGAAGACCAUUAUUAUAUAAAUAAAACUGAUCCUAUUCUAAUAGACCAACAUGCUAUUCCUACAUUGUUUGGACCAAAUGUUCUAGCAGAAAAGAAUGCUCAAAAUAUAGUUACUAGAAAUGAACAAAUAGAAGGAACAGACAAUGUAGUACUAUCGUAUUGUGAUAUAGAUGCUGAGAUAGAUCAGUAUCGUGAUAUUAGUAUUAGAUUGUCAAAUUUAUGUAGAAUUUGUGGAGAACAAUCUUUGGAUGGUUUAGAGAUAUUCACUGAUAAAGGUAUAGAAUUGAAAUUAAAAGAGAAAAUGAAUUUACAUCUACCAAUAAUUCUUAAUGUGGAAGACUUAAUGCCACAGAAAUUAUGUACUAAUUGUUAUAAUAAACUGGAACUAGCACAUUUAUUAGUCAUUACUUCUUUAAAAACUGAUAUGAGAUUGAAGAAAUUUUUAAAUAUCAAUGAAGAAUUAAGUUAUGACAAUAAAUAUAAUGAAAUAGUAAAGAAGUGUUCUUUACAAUUAGCAGAAGAAAUGUAUGCAAAUGGAGCAGCUCAAAUUACGUCUAUGGAACUAUCGUCUAAUAAAGAAGAAGCAAUAAUAAUAAAUCAAGAUAGUCAGGAUAUAUCUAAAAAAUUGAAUUACUUACAGAAUAUUGAUUCUGAGAAAGCUAAUUGCUCAAACAAUGUGAAAAAAGAAAUGCAAUCUGAAUUAAACAUACUUAUUGAAUCAUUUAGUGAGAAAAAUGAAGAUAUUUCAACGGAUAAAACUGAACAAAAUGAAAUAACAAGUGGCAUCAAUGAAAUUACAUGUUUUCAUUGCAAAAAUUCAUUUAAAGCUCACGAAAUAUUUGAAAAUCACAAAAUGUUAUGUGAUAAAGAGGAAAUUACAAUACAGAAACAAAAAGAAAUUACUAAUAAUGUGAUCGGUAAUAAAUCAGAAGAGGAAGUAAUUAACUUUCAGUUUGAUAUAAAAAGCUGCAAUAUUUGUCAUAAAUGUUUUGACAAUGAAAAACAUUUUGCUGAGCAUAGGUCUUCAAAUUGUAAACCUUUUCUGGAAGAACAUUACAAAAUCGCAGGCAAAUCAAAUACAACUGAAAACGACUACAAUAUUUAUGAAAAUCCUGACAAUGUAAAUAUUGUUACAAUAAUGCAAACGAAUAAAAAAUGUGGUCAUUGUCAGUCCAUUUACAAUACUAAAAAAGAAUUAUUAAAUCACAUCACAGAAUUUCAUAAAGGUCAAUUGUUAUUUGCAUGUAUUAUUUGUAAUAAAAAUUAUGAAAAAUGGUCUAGCUUAGAUGUUCAUGAAGCUACUCACAGGGUAGAUAAACCUUACUUGUGUGAUCUCUGUGGAAAGAGUUUUAAACACUCCAAUAAUUUAAGAGGCCACAAAAGGAUUCAUUUAGAUGAUUCAAAGAAAAAACGGUAUAUCUGUGAAAUUUGUGGAAAUGCAUUUAGAUCUAGCUUAUUGUUACAUCUACAAUGUAGAUUUCAUUUGGGAGAACAUAUGAAUCAACAUAAUGGACAAAAACCUUACUGUUGUGAAAAAUGUGGAAAAGCUUUUUAUAAAAGAAUACAAUUAAGACAACACAAAUUGUCUCAUGGUAUGAAUAAACACAUUUGUCCAAUAUGUGGAGCAUCAUUUAACCGUAAAGGGAAUAUGAGUACACACCUUAAAAGGCAUAAUAAUGAAAGUGGCACAUACACAUGUAGUGUCUGUGCUUGUAAAUGUAAAUCAAUGAGUGAAUUGAAAUUACAUAGGAAAAAACAUACAGAAGAGGAUAUUCUGGAAAGUAUAAAGAAGAAAUCUACUGAUGGUAUGAGAUGGCAAUGUAAAAUUUGCAACCAGAUAUUUACAACGCGAACAGUUUUCUUAAAUCAUGAACUUAUACAUAAAGCACAAAAGGUGAACGUUGAAUGUGAUAUUUGUGGUAAACAAUUAGCAAGUAAGAAUUCUUUAGUUUAUCAUAAAAAAUCGAUGCAUUCUAAAGAAAAAGCACAUAUGUGUCAGUAUUGCGGGGAAUCGUUUGUUUCUAAAGAGGCGCGACUUAUACAUGAAAGGACACACACUGGAGAACGUCCGUAUGUUUGUAAAAUAUGUAAAAUGGAAUAUAAAUGUUCCAGCAACCUUAAUCAACAUAUGAAAAUUCAUUUGGCCAUUAAACCUCAUAGAUGUUCAUAUUGUAGUAAAAGUUUUACACGUAAGGGGGCAUUAGCUGUUCACGUAAGAAUCCAUACUGGCGAGAAGCCAUUUGCCUGCGAAACUUGCGGCAGAAAAUUUUCGCAAAAGAACGAUAUGUUGAAGCAUACAAAAACGCAUCGUACAAAAAUUUUAAAACGCGAACAAUGUGAUGAAGUUUUUACAAGAAAAAAGGAUAUACAGUGAUCUUGUAGUUCAAGAACAUAUAAAAGCUUAGCAAUAAGUGAAUUUUUUAAUGUGAACCAUACUGCCAAAUGCACUAUAUAUAUUUUGCUAUAUUAUACCUUAUUAGCUAAUUAAAUGACUAAUUUAAUGUGGAAAACUAUUUCUGCAAUUAUUUAAAUAAAACAAAUAUUUAAAUUUUAUUAUCAAAUUAUUCAGAUUACCAUUGUGUAUGUUAUCUUCAGUUACAGGUGAAAUAUGAUUAAUUCAAGUAUGGAAAGAAGUGUAUAAAACAAAUGUUUGAAUUGAUUUAAUAAUAGACUGUAUACUGAAGUAAAAUUUAAUUUUUUAAAUAAAGUAACUUAUUAACUUAACAAAACUAUCAGGAGCAAGGUAUUAGA
Nomia melanderi (Alkali bee) is the source of this 3566-nucleotide messenger RNA. RefSeq lists its product as uncharacterized. Gene Ontology annotation, cellular component: nucleus; nucleoplasm. Gene Ontology annotation, molecular function: zinc ion binding; RNA polymerase II cis-regulatory region sequence-specific DNA binding; DNA-binding transcription repressor activity, RNA polymerase II-specific. The record is from RefSeq and is a predicted model, not a curated record. NCBI's taxonomy places the organism in Eukaryota, Metazoa, Arthropoda, Insecta, Hymenoptera, Halictidae. Gene Ontology annotation, biological process: regulation of transcription by RNA polymerase II.